UUUCACGUCGGACUUAUUUUCAUCCUGCACUGCACUAGCUUGGCUGUGAACCUUUUUAGCUGAUCAUUUGAUCCAUAUUACCUUGUGGUUUUCUUCAUCGAUGCCACUGAAGGAUCAAUCUAACUCGACCGUCGUCAUGAAGCCAGCAGUGGAUGAGAUGUUUCCUGAGGGCGCGGGGCCGUACGUUGAUCUGGACGAGGCUGGGGGAAGCACAGGACUGCUGAUGGACUUGGCUGCCAAUGAAAAGGCAGUUCACCCAGACUUCUUCAAUGAUUUUGAGGAUCUGUUUGAUGAUGAUGACAUCCAGUGAGAGAGAGAAGCACGUCUUUGGAGUAAUGAUGGAUUAUAUUCACAUCGCUCCACACCUUUUCUUCUGGUGGAAAGCAAACCAACCAUUUACUGUCUAAUGGCAUACAAUUUCCUUUCAUAGUUCUCCUAGUUUUAGGCUUUAAAAAAAAACAUCCUUAAAAAGUCGUCCCUGGCUCCAGAUGUUGUGACAUUCUUAAGAUCCCAAGGAUUCCUUCAGAUAUGGUAUGUUUAAAAUUAUGAGCUUGUCUCAUGCUCAUGUCUUCCACUGCUUCUUAACUGGAUUGCAGGUUUCAGUGUGCUGGAGAACACCUGUUAGGAGCGUAAUUACACAUGUGAUGGGCAGCGGCUCCGUGUGCUGUCACCUGUAAGCAUGCUGCAGAUGGCAUACGAUGAAGACGGUCUGCUAAAAAUAGCUUAAAUUAUUUGUAUGAGAGUGUGUGUGAUAGUCGGAUGUGUGCUGUGUGUUUUGAUUUCAUAUCUGCAGUGUGUCCUGUUACAUUAAUAGUUUGCACGUAUGUGUACUCAGGGACGUGCACAGACAUUUGGAGGGGCUAUUGCUCUGAACUGGAAAAAGGGCCCCCCCCCCCCCCGAUAAAAAACACAAGACCUUUUGAAAAUUGUAACUUGUUUUUAAUGUAAAAGAAACCAAACGAUUAUUACAUCAACUAAAUUGAACAGUAAUUCAUAUCUCAUAACAAAAUAAGCUAAGGCGACUACUUGCAUUCGGUGACUUGAUU
This is a messenger RNA of Gymnodraco acuticeps, 1046 nucleotides long. RefSeq names its product COP9 signalosome complex subunit 9. The record is from RefSeq and is a predicted model, not a curated record. The coding region runs from base 101 to 310 and encodes 69 amino acids. NCBI's taxonomy places the organism in Eukaryota, Metazoa, Chordata, Actinopteri, Perciformes, Bathydraconidae. Gene Ontology annotation, biological process: negative regulation of protein neddylation. The transcript is spliced from 3 exons.